AAGAAGGGCUAACAAUAUGUUGCUGAAAUUCCUAAUAUGUAGCACUUUAAUGUGCUUUGCUGUGGCUGAUGUUAAGGAUUUGUCUAGAAUGUAUUUACCUCCCUCUCAGGAGGUUGCUGAUGUUAAGGAUGUAAACCGCUUGUAUUUACCCCCUACACCAGAGGUGUCUAUAGAAAAAUCAGACGUAGUUUCGGAAACUGUACCAGAAGUUGAAGAUUUAUCUAAGAAUGAAAUUACCAAUAAUGACAUUCAGUUGGAUAGCUUAGAACCUUUUACCAAGGAUGCUGUUAAUGAUCCAGCUUAUGGCAAUAGUCCUUUUGGUUUUAAUGGUUUACCAGGUGGUUUUCCAGGAGGCUUCCCAGGUCAAGGUUUUCCUGGACCUGCUUUUCCCCCACAAGGUUUCCCAGGACAAGGUUUUCCCGGUCAAGGUUUCCCACCACAACAAGGUUUUCCUGGACAAGGUUUUCCCGGACAAGGUUUUCCUGGACCAUCUCAAAAUUUUGUUAACCCUGGUUUCCGCCCACAAGGUUUUCCCGGUCAGGGCUUCCCUGGACAAGGUUUCCCUGGUCAAGGUUUCCCCGGACAAGGCUUUCCCGGUCAAGGUUUUCCUGGACAAGGCUUUCCCGGUCAAGGAUUCCCCGUUCAAAGAUUUCCACCUCCCCAAGCUUUCCCAUCUGGACAAGGUUUUGUAAACCCCGGUUUUGGCGGUCAAAGUUACCCCAAUUAUCCUGUCUAUUCGGAACAACUGAAAAAUAAGGAGAACGGUGAAGGUGAAGAUAAAGAAGACGAAAAAUUACGCAUACUUGUAGUCAAUAGCGACACUCAGUAUGAUGCUGAUAACGGCGGUUACUUGUACAAAAAACCCAGUGUAAAAUUUUAACUAGUGUCUCACGGAAUAAAUACAGCGCUUUGGAAUUAAUUUA
This is a messenger RNA of Lucilia cuprina (Australian sheep blowfly), 923 nucleotides long. Its product is annotated as RNA-binding protein 12. The record is from RefSeq and is a predicted model, not a curated record. NCBI's taxonomy places the organism in Eukaryota, Metazoa, Arthropoda, Insecta, Diptera, Calliphoridae. The transcript is spliced from 2 exons. The coding region runs from base 17 to 880 and encodes 287 amino acids.